AUGUUCCAGCUCCCGGUCAACAACCUGGGCAGCUUACGGAAAGCCAGGAGAAAUGUCAAGCGGGUUCUGGGAGACAUCGGCCUGGAGUUUUGUAAAGACCGCAUUGAGGUGAGCAGCACAUAGAGUUUGAACUGUUCUAUUAUCUGUGGAUGAGCAUCAUGCCCUUGACCACACUUCAUCACACUGUUUUUUCAAACAUGAAGAAAUAAUAGCUCAUUCAUGAAUAGCUAAUUAAACAAUCAGUCAUUGUUUCAGCCAUCAACACAGGAGUUCUCAAAUUUCUCAUGUUUAUGAUGUCCAUCACUUUGUCGGUUUGAUGUUAUAAUAAGCCCAGUCCAUAACAAUAAUAACAUUCACAAAGGUUGUGGUCUUUAAAACCCCUCCUAGCAAAUCACCUCUAUCAGACUUUGUUUUUAUUGAUUAUAUAUUAAUUGUGAUCAUGUCAUUCUCUCCCCUUAGGACUACAAAGACUAUGUACCUAAUGAGUUCUACAUCAAGCACACCACCUGGGAUGAUGUGUGUAUAUGGGAUCCUUCACUGACCAAAGCCCAGGUGAGUGGCUCACUGGAACCCACUGUUAAUUGUAUUGUUAUUGUGUCUGCUUAUUUUCAAUAAACAAUGUUUUAUUUACAUUUGAUAAACAUCAACAACUGACUGACCGCUGUCAUCUUAUUUUACCCUUGUCUCCCAGGAAUACAGAUCAAAGCCUUUCUGUUGUUCCGGCUGCCCCUUCUCCUCCAAGUUCUUCUCGGCGUACAAGAGCCACUUCCGCAAUGUCCACAGCGAGGACUUUGAGAGCCGCAUCCUGCUUAACUGCCCCUACUGCACCUACAAUGGGAACAAGAAGACCCUGGAGACGCACAUCAAGCUGUUCCACAUGCCCAACAACGUGGUGCGCCAGGGUCCCGGGGGCAUGCAGGGGGCAAUGGGGGGGCUGAAGGACGGCAUGCAGCUGGGCAAGAGGCCUGGAGAGAGCAUCGAGCAGGCGGUGUACUACUGCAAGAAGUGCACCUACAGGGACCCGCUUUACAACGUGGUGCGCAAGCACAUCUACAGAGAACACUUUCAGCAUGUGGCUGCACCCUACCUGAUUAAGCCUGGGGAAAAGACCACACCUAACGGUGCUGCAGCAGGCGCCACAACGGGCACAGGGAACACAGACAGCAGCAACACCAAUACUAAUACCAAUGUCAAUGCUAACGCCAACAGCAACACCAUCCACUGCAAGCGCUGUCUCUUUGUGCUACGCACCUAUGAGGCACUUGUGCAGCAUGUUAUUGAGGACCACGAGCGCAUUGGUUACCAGGUGACUGCCAUGAUUGGUCACACAAACGUGGUGGUGCCACGGGUCAAGCCUGUCAUCAUGGUAUCCCCCAAGCCGGGGGAAAAGACUGUCAUUGGGGUAGGACCCAAAGGUCAGCUGGUGACCACCACAGUGGGGGGAGUCCGCUCCCUUCCCACCCAGCCGCUCAGCAGGAUCGUCAUCCCAAAGUCAGGCCUGAGCUCAACGGGACUCCUGCCUGGGUCUCACCUGAAGCAGGGGGCUUUUGGGUUAAAGAGCGGGACCACUCAGUCCUUCUCUAUAGGCGGGCAACAGGUGAGAAUCACUCUACCCGGCAACGCACAGGUGUCUGUGCCCCAGCAUUCGCAGGCUGCCAAACAGAACCUCCCUGGUGGCUUGCGGAGCCCCAUAGUGGUGAGUUCCACCUCGUCUACACUCAAGCCCACCCAGCUGAACUCCCGGGUCCAGGCAGCUGCAACUACGGUUGCCUCAGUCACGGCCAAGGGGAAGGGGGGCUCUUCAGUCCUGGGCACGUCCUACACCCAGAAGUGGAAGAUCUGCACCAUCUGCAACGAGCUCUUCCCUGAGAAUGUGUACAGCUCGCACUUUGAGAAGGAGCACAAGGCGGAGAAGGUCCCUGCCGUGGCCAACUACAUCAUGAAGAUACACAACUUUACCAGCAAGUGUCUGUACUGCAACCGCUACCUGCCCAGCGACACACUCCUCAACCACAUGCUGAUCCACGGCCUGUCCUGCCCACACUGCCGCGCCACCUUCAACGAUGUGGAGAAGAUUGUGGCACACAUGCGACAGUCCCACCCGGACGAGACGGUGGGGCCGCGCACUGACUCCCCUCUGACUUUUGACCUCACUUUGCAGCAAGGCAACCCCAAGAACGUCCAGCUGAUUGUCACCACCUACAACAUGAGAGACGCGCCAGAGGAGUCCGUGGCCUUCCAUGCCCAGAGUGCCUCCUCUUCCACACAGACUGGCAAGAGGACCGUGCCCAGCCAACCCCCAAAGAUGCCCUCUGAAUCUGAAGAUGGUUCACCUCCCAAGAGUGCACCUCAGGCGGCUGUGCCGUACAAGAAAGACGUGGGCAAGACUCUGUGCCCGCUGUGCUUCUCCAUCCUCAAGGGCCCCAUCUCUGAUGCACUGGCACACCACUUGAGGGAGAGGCACCAGGUCAUCCAAACAGUGCACCCAGUGGAGAAAAAACUAACCUACAAAUGUAUUCACUGCUUGGGUGUGUACACAAGCAACAUGACCGCCUCCACCAUCACACUGCACCUGGUGCACUGCCGUGGUGUGGGCAAGACCCAGAAUGGGCAAGACAGCAGGCCUGCGCCCUCCCCCAGGGUCUCCCAGGCCCAGGGCACUGCCCUCAAACGGGCCGGCUUUGAGAACUGUGACCCUAACGACCCAAAGCGGCGUAAGCUGUUGCCUGGAGAGCAGGAGGGCCCUGUGGCUUUUGUAGAGAACCCAGACGAUCCUGUCAACCUGGUCCUUGACCCCAAAGGACACGAGGAUGAGUCGUACGAGGCGCGGAAAGCCUUCCUGACGCAGUACUUCAACCGUGAGCCCUACCCAACGCGUAGGGAGGUGGAGAAGCUAGCCGCCAGUCUGUGGUUGUGGAAGUCUGAUAUCUCCAGCCACUUCACCAACCGCAGGAGGAUAUGCACGCGGGACUGUGAGACCCAGAAGGCCAAGGUGUUGCUGGGCUUCAACAUGUGGGAGGUCAGUCGGCUCAGCCACGAACUGACCUUUGACCCUGAGUGCUUGUCUGAGGGCAAAGAAAGUGGAGAGACAGUGGAGAGGCGGACGUCUAGGACGUGCAUAGGGCGGUCUGAGCAGGCCAUCCUGCGCAUAGAGGAGAGAGCUGCGGCUAACGGUGGUGCUACACUCCAGCAGGGUACGCCAGCAGGGUCUGACAGUGGGGCCAGUGCCACCACCGUUGGUGGUGCCAAGAGCGACCAAAACAAGACAAUCGGAAGCACCUUAAAACAGAGAGGGCCUCAGUAUCUCUCAGAACCCAUCGCUAUUGACUCAGACAGCGAUAAGGAUGAAAUGCAAGAUGAUGACGAGGAGGAGGAUGAAACGGGAGUAGUAGAACUGAAUUCCACGGGUAAUGACAGGCUGGCUGCAGGGAGAGAGGGAGAGGUGGUAGGGACAGGAGCCCACUCCAGCUCAGACCUAGAGGAUAUGGAGGAUGGGUCAGAGGAGGAAGAGGAGGAAGAAGAGGGUCAUGUAGAGAAUGGAUAUGGCUCCUCGGCGUUACCGGAGAGACCGGUUAAGGGGAAGGAAGCUAUUGCCAAACUGGGACAAUCAGAAAGUGGAAAAACAAGUGCCCAACUCGGCAAGCAGCAGGUCUGA
Messenger RNA from Coregonus sp. 'balchen', 3655 nucleotides. NCBI's taxonomy places the organism in Eukaryota, Metazoa, Chordata, Actinopteri, Salmoniformes, Salmonidae. The record is from the annotation of a GenBank genome assembly.